Molecule: messenger RNA, 2109 nt
Organism: Micromonas pusilla CCMP1545
Lineage: Eukaryota; Viridiplantae; Chlorophyta; Mamiellophyceae; Mamiellales; Mamiellaceae
Exons: 1
Coding region: 1-2109 (702 amino acids)
Molecular function (GO): iron ion binding; monooxygenase activity; heme binding
Source: RefSeq, a predicted model, not a curated record
AUGAUCGCCGGCACCCCCGGCGCGGCGGCGACGUCCGCGGCGGUGGUCAUCCUCGGCGCGGAGGGCGGCGCGCGCGGCCUCGUCCUCGGCGCGGGAUGCUACGCGAUCCUGUGCGUCGUCGCGCUCGUCGUCGACCUCGCGCGCGCGCGCCUCGCCCUCCGCGGCCGCGUCCCGAUCGUCCCGUGGCGCCCGAACCUGAUGUUCCGCGUGUACGCGACGAGCAAGCGCAGCCUGUUGGACCGCGUCUCGCGGAGGAUGGCGAACCCGGCGCGCGUCGGCGUCGGCGACGGCGACGGCGACGGCGACGGCGCGACGACGAAGGGAGGCGGCGGGGCGCUCGACGCGGAUCCUCCCGCGCGUCCUCAUCCUCCUCGCGCGUUCGGCACCGUCAUCGGGACGUGCCCGUUCGCGCACGUCGGCGGCGCGUCCCUGGCGCGCGCGGCCCUGCGCGCGCAGCCGGUGAAGGCGCCGCUGUACCGCGCGUUCGAGGCGUUCGCGGGGGGCGGGAUAUUCACCGAGGAGGGCGAACGAUGGGAGGCCAAGCGCGCGGAGGUGCUGCGAUCCUUCGCCGUCGUCGGCUUGGACGCGCUCGCGGAAGCGUCGACGCGCGUCGCGACCGAGCUCGCGAGGGAUAUCGAAGACAGCGCGUCGUCGUCGUCGGGCGUGGAGACCGAGAUGCUGCCGCGGCUGCAGCGCGCGACGUUGCGCGCGACGUUCGAGUAUCUCACCGGCGUCACCGUGCCCGAGGCGGCGGCGGCGGCGGCGGCGGUGGCGGCGGCGCGCGACCGCGCCAAACGCGCGACGUCCUCCUCCUCGCGAGGAGACCCCCUCGAGGUCCCCCUGCGCGGCGCGCCCGCGUCGUUCGCCGACGCGGAGGAGGACGAGGCGAGGCGGACCGCGGCGAGGUGGGAGGACGAGUACCUCGCCGCGGCGACGGCGUUGCGGCAUCUCAUCCCGGCGCGCGCGCGGAGCGUUUGGAUGGCGUCGGACUGGGCGUACCGGCUCUCUCCGGUGGGGAGGAUAGAGCGCAGGAGUAUACGCGCGGCGAGGAAGCUGCCGACGCUCGCGGUGCGCGUCGCGAAGCCGGGGUCGCCGUUGGACGUGUUAUCGAAGGGCGUCGCGCACGGCGGCGGCGGCGGCGGCGGCGGGGGAAAAGGCGCGAUUCGUCUUCGGCGCCGGCUGGCGCCGCGGAGAGACGACGACGACGGAUUCGGUCCGCCGCCUCCGAAGGCGCUGGUGGACGAGGCCGUGACGCUGCUCUUCGCCGGGCACGACACGCAGUCCGCGACAUUAUCCUGGGCGCUGCUUCGCCUGGCGUCGGACGAGAAGACGCAGACGCGUCUGAGAGACUCGAUCCUCGCCGACGCGGACGCGGCGCGCGACCUCGGGCUCGACGACCUUCUGCCCGCCGACGCGCCGCCCGUCGAUCGCGCCGUUUCGCGUCCGAGUCCAACAAGUGGGGACGCGAACCGUCGUCAGCGACAGCCCGCGUGGAGCGCCGCCGCGCGCGCGCCCGUCUUGGAGGCGGUCCUGCGCGAGACGUUGCGUCUGCACCCGGUGGCGCCGCUCGUGGUUCGGAAGCUGACUUCGGACGCCGUCGACGACGGCGACGCGACGUCGUCGGGGGGGACGACGACGCUGCCGGAAGGGUGCGCCGUGGGGGUGUGGCUCCACGCGGUGCACCGCGAUCCCGCGGUGUGGAGCGAACCGGAGACGUUCUCGAUAGGAAGGUGGCUCACGACCGCGAGGGCGUGGAGGGCGGAGAGAGCCGGGGCGGACGCGUCGCGCGAAGACGACGGCGGGAGUGGCGGCGUCGGCGGCGGCGACGACGAGCACGGCGACGACGUCGUCGUGCGGUUCAAGGGCGCGGGGUUCAUGCCGUUCGCGUCCGGCCCGCGCGCGUGCGUCGGGCAGCACCUCGCGUGGGUGUUCAUGCGGCUGACGUUGGCGCGGCUGGCGUGCGCGUUCGACGUGCGCCCGGGGUCGCGACGCGAAGGGGAGGAGGAGGGGGAGGAGGAGGAUCCGCUGACGCCGUCGGUGGGGUUCACGGUGACGCCCGCGAACGCCGCGCGCGUGCGGUUGAUUCCGCGGCGCGCGGGGCGAGCGUAG